Molecule: messenger RNA, 3307 nt
Organism: Syngnathus typhle (broad-nosed pipefish)
Lineage: Eukaryota; Metazoa; Chordata; Actinopteri; Syngnathiformes; Syngnathidae
Gene: prmt2
Product: protein arginine methyltransferase 2
Exons: 9
Coding region: 63-1310 (415 amino acids)
Biological process (GO): peptidyl-arginine methylation
Cellular component (GO): nucleus
Molecular function (GO): protein binding; protein-arginine N-methyltransferase activity
Source: RefSeq, a predicted model, not a curated record
ACCAAAAUGUAAUUAAACAUGCAUAGUUUCUGAGAGCAGCAUUAAAAUUCGCUUUUGUAAAGAUGGAGGAUCAACUGGAGGAUCUAGUGCCGCCUGAGGAGUAUGUUGUUCUUUGGAGCUUUCCUGGGCGCUGCAGUGAAGAGCAGCUUAGUAUCAGCAAAGGAGAUCGACUGAUUGUCCAUGGCAAGAUUACCUCAGAGUGGUGGUGGGCUGAGCUACGAGGGGUCUUCGGUUACGUCCCUGCCAGCUACCUCCGCCAGGGAACCACUGAAGAAGAAGAGGAAGAGGAUGCUUGGCAGGAUGAUGAGUACUAUUUUACUUACGGAGCACUGAAUCUUCACUUGGAGAUGUUGUCAGACAAGAGCCGCACAGAGACGUACAGGCGGGUCAUCGUCAACAACAGCACUUCUCUGCACAGGAAGGUGGUGAUGGACCUCGGCUGCGGGACGGGCAUCAUGAGUCUGUUCUGCGCUCAGCUGGCACAACCGGCAGUGGUGUAUGCUGUGGAGGCCAGCUCAAUGGUGGAGCACACCAAGAAGCUGGUGAAGCAGAAUGAGUGUGAGGAGGUGAUCACGGUGCUCCAGGGGCGAGCCGAAGAGAUCCAGCUACCUGAGCAGGUGGACGUCCUGGUGUCUGAGUGGAUGGGCAACUGUUUGGUCUUUGAGUUCAUGGUGGAGUCCGUCCUGCUGGCCAGGGACCGCUGGCUGAGGGAAGGUGGCACGAUGUGGCCCUCGUCCGCAGCUCUCACCUUGGUGCCUUGCCAAGCUCACAGAUACUACGCCGAGAAAAUGGCCUUCUGGGAAAAACCCUACGGCUUGGACUUCACCCCGCUUCAGCCUCUCGCACUGCAGGAGUUCUUCAGCAAGCCCAAGUUCAGCCACUUGAUGGAGCCGGGCGAUCGCCUCGCCUCUCCUGCCGAUGUCAUCUGCUUGGACAUGCACACACUGCAGGUGGCAGACCUGGAGGUAAUGCAAGGCGAGUUUCAAUUUCAAGUGGAAAAGUCUGGCGUGUUCCACGGCUUCACUGCCUGGUUUAGUGUUUACUUCAAGAGCUUGGAGGAAGGCGGUGCAACGGUGGAACUGAACACCGGACCUGACUCAGAGCCGACGCAUUGGAAGCAGACUCUGUUCAUGCUGGACGAGCCCAUCACUGUGCAUGCCGCGAGCCGCAUUAGCGGAACCAUUACUCUCCGAAGAAACCCCGUGUGGAGGCGCCACUUGACUGUCACCCUCCACUGGGACAUCAGCUGCCUCGCGCAGGAGGCGGCCACCUGCCAGGCCGGUACCAAGAGCUUCCCUAUGUGGCGCUGAGAGCUUCUCGGCAUCUGGCACAAUGCUUGCCUGCUGAAUUUCUGGGGAUUUGGAAUCAGCAUUCAUUAAGUGGAAGAGUUUGUCAACACACAGAGUAUCCUGGACUCUUUCAUUGACAAUCUGGGUUUUACCACAAGCAUGAAUGACAAACUCUUCAAAGUCCAUUUUUAAACACAUCUGAAGAGUCUUUCAAAUGCCUGCGACUGGAAUAGCCUAACCUGAAAAGGUGAACACAAUCCGUUCAGUCCAAUCAAUCUCAAUAAUUUAUUUCUAAGUGGAACAAUUCAGUUCAAUAUUAAUUCAACAUGCAUCUUGGGGGUUGCUAGCAAUUAGCAUGCCUGCCUUACUCUUCUAAUGUUCAAGGUUCGAGUCUUGGCUCAGGCCUUCCCGAGUGGAGUUUUCAUGUUCUUCUUCUGCUUGUGUGGGUUUUCUUCAGGUCUUCCUCCCAGCAUCCCACAAACAUGUUAGAGGAAAUUGUCCAUAAGUGUCAAUGAGCAUUGGGAAUGUUUGUCAACAUUUGCAUCUCAAUUAACCCAAAUAUCAUAGAAAAAAGUCAUUUAUUUCUGUAGUCAAUUUAAAAAAAAAAAAAAAAAACUGCAAAUUUUUGACUUUGUGGAUUGAACUACAGAAAUAAAUGAAGCUUUCCACAAUAUUCCAAUUUUUAGAGAUGCACAUACAGUGACCUCCUGAUCAAAAAUCAGUUUUGACCUCAGAGCCCAUGGUGAUCUCGGUGGAUGCCGCCUGAGCGGGCUCCGGGUGUCGCGGCGGCUUUGAGAGCGGGAUGAACAAUGGAGGUUUCACCACACUGUCAUCGUCACUUUUUUCCCCUUUCUGCAUCAAAUGUUUAUCGCAGUGAUUGAUAAACGUAUCCAUCUUGGCAAAGGUCUUGUUGCACACUUUGCAGUGAUAAGGCCGCAGCCCCUUUUUGAGGCGGACGUGCAGUCUGAUGUAAGACGACCUUAUGAAGGUGCGGCAGCAGACGCCACACUUAAGGUCCACUCCACGGGAGUCGGGUGCCGCUUUCCCCUGCUGAGCCGAUUCUUCGGCCUUGUGAGAAAGCAGCAGCGGCAGAGAGCUGAAAGUCUCGCUGCGCUCAUCACACUUGUGUGCCCGCUCGGCCGUGUGCAUGCGGAUGUGCGAGAGCAGGCCUGACUUCUGGGUGAAGGCUUUGUCACAGUAGGAACACUUGAAGGGUUUCUCGCCGGUGUGGAUUCGCUGGUGAGUCUUGAGAUGCGCGGCCCGCCCGAAUUUCUUGCCACAGUCGAGGCAUUUAAAAGGCUUAUUGCCGCUGUGGAUAGCCUCGUGGGCCAUCAGGUGGGAGUUUUGGUGAAAGUACUUGCCGCAGGUGGCGCACUGGAACCUCCGCUCCUUGUUGUGGGAGGCCAGGUGGAGGGUCAAGUGGACAGAAGAGAUGAAGGUUUUGCCACACAGUGAGCAGCUGUGAGGGUCCAUGCGGACGUUGCCUUGAGAACGUCCUUCGCCAGCCGGGCUGCCACCUUCCCGGCACGACGGACACCCAAAUGCACCGUCAAGUUUGUCCAUCUGCUUGGUUUGGUCUGAUUGGGGGAGAGGUAACCUGCUUCCACACUCGGAGCAUUGCUGCUGCUGAUCUUCUGGGCUGCAUUUCUCCUGCAUGGUGCUGUCUACAAACAGCGGACACACUUUUGGUUCACACUCAAAAAUCACCCACACACAUACAAAACAGGAUUUGAGUUACUGAUUAGCACAUGUGCCUCACAGUGCUGCGUUUCAAGGGUCCAAAGCCCAGUUUACAUGUUUGCCCUCUGCUUGCAGGGGCUUCUUCCCACAUAUCAAAAACAUGGAUCCUGGGUUCACUGUGUAAAACUCAAAACUCCAAGCACGUCAUAUUUUGAGGCCCACUAGAACAAUUUGUCUACUUCAUGUUUGUUCAGGGUUCCUAUAUUUUGAGGAAAGUUUAAAGACUCGUCAAGAUUUUCUAAUUACAUUUGAAAUUAAAUUUAGAACCAACUUGUGUA